Molecule: messenger RNA, 510 nt
Organism: Rotaria sp. Silwood1
Lineage: Eukaryota; Metazoa; Rotifera; Eurotatoria; Philodinida; Philodinidae
Source: the annotation of a GenBank genome assembly
AUGCUUAAUAUACCCGUUUAUGAUCCAGAAUCUAAACGAACUGUACUCCAAGAAGAUCGAGCAACAGAAUCUACAAUAAAACAACGUCUUGGGCGAUUAGGCCGAACACAACCUGGCGAAUAUUAUUCAUUAAAAUCACCAUUGAAGCAAGAAUUACACUAUAUGAAACAGUUCUUUCCAGAUCCUUCACGAAAUAACACAAUUGAUCAAGCUGUUAAAAUAUUACGAGCAUUAGCAAAAGAUCUCAGUGCUAUUCAUCAUAUUCUUCGACAAGCAUUGAGACGAUAUGUAAGUUUAGAAAGAUCUUUUAAUUCAUUAGUUGAAUAUCGUACAAAAUCACAAAUUACAUCUGGUGAUUGGCCAUCGAUCGCUAAAUCAUUAUUAGCUGGAUAUUACGAAAAUGUUUUUAUUUCAUUAAAAGAAAUAUAUGGAAGAAAUCAUCAUUAUGUUCAAUAUGAUUCAACUGAGCAAAAUAUUGUUGUCUUAGAUUCACAAUCCACUCUUGCUUGA